Messenger RNA from Centruroides sculpturatus (bark scorpion), 849 nucleotides. RefSeq lists its product as uncharacterized. The record is from RefSeq and is a predicted model, not a curated record. The transcript is spliced from 6 exons. Lineage: Eukaryota; Metazoa; Arthropoda; Arachnida; Scorpiones; Buthidae. Bases 121 to 849 code for a protein of 242 amino acids.
UUAUCGAAGGGUCGAAAGUCGUUAUCGCGCGAUGACGAAGGACGCGCGAUAGAGUUAGAUUGACUACGUCACCGUCGCUAUUUAUUUAGGAACGGAGCGACGAAGAUCGCUUAGAAAAGAAUGGAAACCGUUUUGGCCGUGGUGGCGCUAAUAGCGAUCUAUUCCGUCCAUCGUCUCUUCGCGCGGGCCGGCGCAGACGAGAAGUCAACUCGUACAGGUUUGGUCUUCGCUGCGAAACACGCGUUGGCAUUCUUAUACGUAAAAUUGCUGAGACUAAUCGGUAAGAACAGGAAGGUCGAAGAGGACAUUUAUGGAGAAGUUACAAACGACUGUGUGUCGCUAGGAGUGUUGCCUCAUUCUAGAGAAUGGGAAAACGAAUUACCUCGUCCAGACCAUCCGUCUUCUCAGAGAAGCGACGAGAUCGCCUUCCACGGUGUCAAUUCGAAGGGAGCGUGUCUCGUGACGUAUCUGAUUCGAAGAGUGGACGAUUUUGCCGACGUUUGGCUGUACCUGAAACUAGAAGACGGUCGAUGUUACUCUCUGUUGCGUCAACCCAUCACCGCCAAUUACGUCGGCACGGAGCAUUGUUUCGCGGCUCACGGACUGUCGGUCAGGUGUCUGAGUCCCAUGCGUCGCUGGAGAAUUGUCUUCAAUGGACUCCUCAAGACUGUACCUGCUAAGGAUCCUCCGACCGUAACCCACGUGAAAUUUCAGUUUACGUGGAAUGCCACCAGCAGCGUCUACGACUUAUUUUACGACACUCCCGUCGAUCUAGUUGCUUCGGCUAUGGCCGCGGAAAAGUGGAAAAGUAAUCUUCCCGACGUAGAAAAAAAGGUGCAUUCGGAUUGA